AUGGCUGCAGAGCUGAAUGGCCGGGCCAAGCGGACCUUGAGCGAUGCAGGUCUCCUGCGUCAGCUGACUGAGAUGAGAAUAAAGCACUAUCUCUAUGUUGGCGCCAAGCACCGCGCACUGGUUGGGCUCUAUUUUGGGACGUUUGACCCGCUGCACGAGAACCACUUUCGCUUGGUAUUGUGUGCCUUGAGAACGUGCGGUCUUCGGCGAGUGGUGCUAGUGCCCAAUCAAGGAAGCAAUCCUUACAAGCAAGGCUGCACCCCAAUGUCGGAGCGUGUGGCGUGCAUCAAGGAACGCAUCAGAAUUGCAGAGGAGGCUGGUGAACUUGAACCAGGAGAAGUGAUCGUGCGCAAAGAGGCAGGUGCCAACAACUGGCCGCAGCGCGAGAAGGUGGCACAAGCAGUUGAAAGAGAGGAGUUUGCAGAUGCCACUGUUACCGCCAAUGUGGUGUUGCUGUUGGGCGAGGACUCAUUUUCAAAGUCUUUAAGUCAGGCAACUGGGAAGCACAAAAACGUGGGCAUUUUUCAACUCCAGAGCAGACCCAGGCGGCUCAUUGUGUUUCCGCGAGCGCAGCAAGAGCUGGUGAUCCCAGAGAAAUUGCGCGAUUAUGUUCAGGUGGCUCCCUACAAAGACUUGGUGGAGGGCUUGAGCUCUUCGAAGAUUCGAGCUCUUGUGGAGACUGGCGCAGAGGCUCCAGAUGCUCAAGCAGUUCAUCCAGCAGUUUGGGCACGUUUGAAGGAGUAUGUCAAAAGCGCUGCAUCAGAAGGUUCAGCAGAUGCGCUUGGAACACGGAGCAGUGGAGAAGACGAAGAGGAGUCGUUUGUGCCACACAGUGACCAAGGUAACUGUUGGGCGGAUCCUGCAGCACACUAUGAUGCACAAGCUCCCAGCUCGUCUUCUCUCCGAGACCGGCCGCAGUCCCCCACAGUGCGGCUUCGUAAUUUCAAUUCCUUUGCCAAGGCCGUUUUGCUGGACCAAUUCCUCACCGAUGUCUUGCGGCAAGCCGGCGGCGAGGGCCGGCCAUUGUCAGUGCUUGAUUUGGGUUGUGGAAAGGGUGGCGAUCUCAAAAAGCUCAUGAACUCCGGUCUGACGCACUAUUGCGGUCUAGACGUCUCCUACGCCUCCUUAGAGGUCUUCAGGGCAAGGCUCAAGGAUCUCCAAAGCAAUCGGGCGCCAAGGCAUGGGCUCUUGGGGCGUUCUGAGGGCUUGGCCUUAAAGGAGGUCGCCUUGAUCCAUGCAGAUGCCUUCCGGGAGUGUUUGGAAAGUACCUGGGACCGGAGGAGAUAUGGCACUGCACGGUCACAGCUUGGGCGCUCUUGGUUUCACUUGGUGACCUCCCAGAUGGCCUGUCAUUAUGCCUUCCAGUCUCAGGAGUCCUUGGAAACCAUGUUGGACAAUGUCUCCAAACGCCUGUGCAGUGGGGGCUAUUUUGUCGCAACGGUUCCAGAUGCAAAGAGGAUAGUCUCAGCUCAACGCAAUGCCUUGUCUUUAGGGCGAGCGUUUGGUCGGCUCGGAAACAACCUCUUUGGAAUUGAGUUUUCAGAAGAGGAGUGGUCAAAGGUGGAAUCCAUCACCUGGGAUGAGACGUCGGAUCAGCUUGACAAGCGAGCCUUUGGAAUCAUGUACAGGUUUGAUUUGGUGGACGCCGUCGAUUCCUGCUUGGAACCGCUGGUGCAUUUUCCAAGCUUGAGAGCCAUAGCGAAGAGCAAGGGCUUGCAGCUCAGCCUCGCUCCCACUCCUUUGAGUCAGCUGGUCAUGGGAGACAAAGCUGAGCUGGGACGCUUGCGCCGGAUCUACGCUUUCGCAGGUGGUAUGGCUUUGCACUCCAACGAGGCGAGGGAGCAACGAGAGGCAAUGGAAUUUUAUGUUGCCUUUGCCUUUCAAAAAGAGCAGGCUGAAGAUUUGCCCACCUGCCAAGAAGUUUCUGAGGGUGUGAGGGCCCAGAAAAGAGGACAAGACUUCAUUGAUAUGCUGCACUUGCUUCACUUGAUGCACCGACCACCCAGUGGCAGAAGCCGUGUCUUCCACGGGAACACCGCAAUCAUGCACAAGUACCGGUGUGCCAUUGCCAUGGCAGUCUUCAGUAAGAUGUCAGGACGCCGUACCGCUGUGCCGCUAGUGUUGGGUGCUGCUGCUUUGGCAGCGACAAGCUUCGUGGUUCCAGGGGCUCCUGUGCAGCAAGUCUCUGCUCGAACUCCAGUGACUGCUCAGGUGAAGCAAGAUGCAGCGAGCUCGCUACCAGGCCUCACAGCAGGUGUGACCAUGGGAGUGACAGCUGCAGCAGCUGCAGCCAACCGAAGAAAGCCAGUGAGGAGUCAAAAGUCGCUGGCAAAGGCCAAGAAGGAGAUGUCGGAAUCCGGCCUGUUGCACUUGGUUGCAUCGGUUCAGGAUGUCUUGUCCAAACCUCACGAGGGAGAUCGCAUUAGGGAUCUGAAGGCACUGGCUGCUGAGCUGAAGCACACUCAGAAUAGCACCAGCCCAAUGGAGGGCCCCUUGCGAUGGGUGGCGAACAUGGCAGCAGCUCUUCUGUUGACUCAGGGGAUGGCCUUGCAGCCUGCGAAUGCUGGAGAUGUAGUCAACUACUCUGACUUCAUUGAUUCAGUGAACAAGGGCGAUGUUGAGAUGGUGCGUGUGCAACCAGACAUGCUGUCGGCUCAGUAUGUUACCAAGGAAGGUGCCCGGCGGGAAGUGAACCUCAUUCCAAACGGCCAGAUUGAAGAUCAGCUCUUUAACCAGCUUGCUGACAAGAAGGUGGAUGUGGUGAUGUCGACGGGUGAGGCUGGAUCUCCUUUCGACUUCCUUGCCCGCUUUGCUGGUCCACUUGCAUGGCUGGUGGCUGGCCUCUUGCUGCUUUUCGGUGGUGUUGGUGGACCUGCUGGACCUGGUGGACCUGGUGGGAAUCCUUUUGAGCUGGGCAAGUCCAAAGCUCGGAUCAUCAAGGAUGGCGACACCAAGGUGAAGUUUGGUGAUGUGGCGGGCUGUGACGGCGCCAAGACAGAGCUGGUGGAGGUGGUUGACUUCCUGAAGAAUGCCUCGAGGUACUCAGAACUGGGCGCCAAGAUCCCCAAGGGUGCCUUGCUGGUGGGCCCACCUGGCACAGGAAAGACCUUGCUCGCCAAGGCUGUGGCAGGCGAAGCCGGUGUGCCCUUCUUCAGCAUCUCCGCGUCGGAGUUCGUUGAGGUCUUCGCUGGAGUGGGCGCUUCACGCGUCCGAGAUCUCUUUGAACAAGCGAAGAAGUCUGCGCCGUGCAUCAUUUUCAUCGAUGAGAUCGAUGCUGUGGGGCGGCAGCGAAGUGCAGGCUUCGGACAGGGCAAUGACGAACGUGAGCAGACUGUGAACCAGCUGCUUACCGAGAUGGAUGGUUUUGAGAGCAACAAGGGAGUGGUGGUCCUCGCAGCCACAAAUCGGGCAGACAUCUUGGAUCAGGCCCUCGUUCGCCCAGGUCGCUUCGAUCGGCAGAUCCAGGUGGAUCCUCCAGAUGUCCAGGGCCGCUUGGAGAUCCUCAAGGUCUACGCCAAGGGGAAGAACUUGGCUCCUGGCAUCGAUUUGUCAGCGAUCGCAAAGCAAACACCAGGAAUGUCCGGGGCUGACCUGGCCAACCUUCUUAAUGAAGGAGCCAUUGUGGCAGCACGGCAGAACAAGUCCGAGAUCGACUCCGAUGAUAUCUUCAAUGCUCUCGAGCGGAUUGCAUUGGGCUUGGAAAAAAAAGAUGCAGUGAUGUCAGAGCAGAGGAGAAGACUCGUUGCUUACCAUGAAGCCGGUCAUGCUAUUUUGGGCGCUUUGGUGAAUGACUAUGAUGCAGUUGCCAAGAUUAGCAUCGUGCCACGUGGACCAGCGGGUGGCGUCACGAUCUUCAUGCCUUCUGAAGAGCGCUUAAACUCAGGCCUUUAUUCCAAGGAAUUCCUCGAGAAUCGCAUGUGCGUGUCACUUGGUGGGCGCCUGGCAGAAGAGAUCAUCAAUGGCAAGGACAACGUGACGACUGGAGCUUCCAACGAUUUCCAACAGUGCACCCAGGUCGCCAAGCAGAUGGUGAUGCAGCUGGGCAUGUCUUCCGUUAUUGGCCAGCGGCAACUUGGAGGUCAGCAGCAGGGCGGACCUUUCAUGGGCCGCGAUUUCAUGGGUCAAGGCGCGCCGCCUAUGUCCCAAGCAUUGAAGCAACAGGUGGAUGACGAAGUGAAACGUAUUGUGGAUGAACAGUACCAGCGCGGCAUGAAGCUCUUGAGAGACAAUAUGUUUUUGCUGGAUGAGUUGGCAAAGCUACUCAUGGAGCAGGAGAAGGUCAGUGGUGAAGAGCUUGUGAAGCUUAUCAACAGAGCUGCGAUUGAUGGGAAGUUGGCGGUGGACAACAAGCAGAUGGCCUUUGCCGCCUUCACAGGUGAGAAAGUGGACGACAAUUCAAUGGGUUCGAAGCUCACCAGCAAGUGUCUUCCAUCUAUGACAUCUAUGACCCCCACUUCAAUGCCCAAGGGCUUCUGUGGCUCGACCCUCCGUCCCCGCCAUGACCGUGCUGCUGCACGCAACGCGAUUGCCCGACUUGGGCUCGCGCACGAUGAGAAGGCUGUGAGCAGUGAGAAGGUUCUGCAAGAAGUUCAGCGAAUGGCAACUGAUGUCUCCAAUGGCUCCGCUUUGCCAAGCCAGGUGGUCCGAACCGCAGCUGUGCAGACCUUGGUGUCUUUAGCUGCUAUGGCAGGUCCAUCUGCUGCAGUUGCUGAUGAUGUGGCAGUGCCACAGAGCGUUCCGCAGCCCAUGACUCAGAUGCAAGCUACUGGCCGUGUCACCUAUUCUCGCUUCUUGGAAUUCGUCGAGGAUGGUGCGGUGAAGCGCGUCGACAUGUAUGACAUGGGCCGGACUGCUGUUGCUUCCGUGACCAUUGCCGGUCGUGAGCAGCAGUUGAUUUGCGAUUUGCCUGGUGCCAGCACGGGAGUCAUCGACAAACUCGUGGCAAAGAACGUGGCCAUUGAUGUGCACCAACCGGACAAACCCAACCCACUCUUCGGCGCCUUGGCUGAUGCAGCGUUCCCUUUGCUGACCAUCGCUGGUUUGCUCUUCUUGCGAUCGCAGAACCCUGGUACUGGUGGCAUCCCAGGACUUGGCAAUCAGGGGAAGGCGCAAAUCAUGAUUUCCCCUGACACGGGAGUCAAGUUUGAGAACGUUGCCGGAAUUGAUGAGGCAAAGGAGGAGCUUACGGAGAUUGUCGAUUUCCUGAAGGCUCCCGAGCGUUUUGUGAAGGUCGGAGCCAAGAUCCCACGUGGCGUCCUGCUCACUGGGCCUCCGGGCACCGGGAAGACGCUCAUGGCCAAAGCUUUGGCAGGUGAGGCUGGUGUGCCCUUCAUCCAAUCCUCCGCCUCGGAAUUCAUUGAGCUGUUUGUGGGUGUCGGGGCCUCUCGCGUGCGCGACAUCUUCAAACAGGCCAAGGAGAAGGCUCCCUGCAUCGUUUUCAUCGAUGAAAUUGAUGCCAUUGGCCGACAGCGCGGUGCUGGCAUGGGAGGUGGAGAUGAUGAGCGGGAGCAGACAUUGAAUCAGAUCCUGACCGAAACUGCCCGGAUUGCUGGAGCUUUGGGUGGCCGUGUGGCGGAGCAGUUGGUCUUCGGCAGCUCCCAGGUGACCACUGGUGCUGGGGGAGAUUUGCAGCAGGUGGAGCGCAUGGCUCGGGCCAUGGUCACCCAGUUUGGCAUGUCCGAUCAGCUCUGCAAAAGUUGCCAAGACCUUCCUACAUCAAUUUUUCGCGCCCUGAGACGCACAGGACGCAAAAGAAGGUCGUCGACAGCAGCGGAGGGCGACUCCAGCCGGCUCUUGGAUGGAGGGUGCAAAAGAAGAUGAUCGACGGCAGCGAAAGGCAAAGCCAGCAGGCUCUCGGAUGGACGUGGGCUCCAUUGCCAUCGAUGACGGGGGCUUUGGUGGGCCCAACUAUUCGGAGGACUUGAACUCAAAGAUUGACAGCGCUAUCAAGGACAUCUCGGACGAGUGCUUCCAAACAGCGUGGAAUCUGCUGGAGACACACCGAGAUUGCUUGGACAGAGUGGCUGAGGAGCUUUGCGAAAUGGAAACCAUCACCGGCGACAGGCUCCGAGAGAUCGUUGCCCAAUACACUGAAUUACCAGAGAAGAUGGCUGCGGUUUGAGGCUUCAACUUUAGCGAAAUGCGUUUGAAUGAAUUGCACUUUCAUUGGUCAUAAAACCACUGAAUUCUUGUCGUUCCAUUGCACGCGUUUAGAGACACAACUCUAUUGUACAGGGUCAGUCUUGAUGCGAGUUUUGUUCUCGCUCUUGUUUCUCAACCUCUCAGCUGGAUUGACGUCGGUCACAUCCUCAAGCUACUCCAAUCUUCGUGCACAGUCAAAACCUGAUUGAGGUCAAAGAACUUAGUUUACGUGUUUCAUUUUUUUUUUCCUGUUGUAC
Molecule: messenger RNA, 6398 nt
Organism: Durusdinium trenchii
Lineage: Eukaryota; Dinophyceae; Suessiales; Symbiodiniaceae
Source: the annotation of a GenBank genome assembly